Messenger RNA from Medioppia subpectinata, 3893 nucleotides. The record is from the annotation of a GenBank genome assembly. NCBI's taxonomy places the organism in Eukaryota, Metazoa, Arthropoda, Arachnida, Sarcoptiformes, Oppiidae.
UGAUAUUAGCGCUCUCCUCACUUCACGAAAUGGGUUAUAUUCAUAGAGACGUCAAACCCGACAAUAUUUUACUCGAUUCUAAUGGACACAUAAGACUCGCUGACUUUGGUUCUUGUAUUAAGGUUUCAAAUGUGAAGACAGACGGCGUUUGUACGAUAGCUGUGGGAACGCCGGACUAUAUUUCGGUAUUUAAAUAAGAAAAUAAAUAAAUCAUUUACUUUAUACUCAUAUGAAGUCGACUGGUGGUCACUGGGAGUGGUUAUAUUUGAGUCGUUAUACGGCGAGACGCCUUUCUAUGCCGAAUCUCUCAUUGAAACCUACUCUAAGAUAAUGAAUCACAAACAUAGCUUUAAGUUCCCCGUCAACGCCAAAGUGACCGAUGAGGCCAAAGAUCUCAUUUCCAAUUUGAUUACUGACCAAACUUCACGGUUUAAGUGUUUGCAACAAUUCAAGUGUCACCUCUGGUUCACAGGAAUUAAUUGGGAUUCACUUCAAUCGAUGCGACCGCCAUAUCAGCCAACUGUUAGCGGACCCGAAGAUACAUCCAAUUUUGAUAUCGAGGAACUGAGACCACCCAAUAAUAACCCGAACACUGCCGGCGCAGGGCUUGCUUUGAAUUCAACCAAAGACUCAUUACUUAAUAUUCAUUUACCAUUCGUUGGAUUUACGGCCACUUUCACGACACCCGAAGAGAGACUUAAACAGAAAAAUAAGCAAACAUUAAAUAAAAGCAAUUGUGAACAAAACGGCGAUAAUUCAGUACUUGAUUCGUUGCCCCCAUUGCCUGAAACGGCUGCACCCGAUCUGAUUAGCGUACAAAAUGACUCGACUGAUGGAACUCAUGAUUUGGAUCGACGAUUAGUUCUCGAGACAGAGCUGAAGGACGCGCGACAAGAAUGGAGUGAAGUUUCCGCUCUUUUGGCUGAUAUGAAAAAAGAGAAAAAUUCCCUUUCAUUGAGAUUACGGGCGAAAGAAGAAGAACUCGAACAACAACUCGACAAAAACACUCAAUUAAGACAACAAUUGAGAAAUGCAGAGAAAGUGAAGCGACAACAGAUCGAUGACAUCGUUGCCCUUCAGACACAAUUAGACAAAGAGCAAGAGCUUAGACUCGAAGCUCAAAUGAUGACUAAAGAGUCUGAAGAAAGGGUUUUGUUGCUCGAAAGCCAGUCGUUUGAUUCAAAUCGAGUGCCAAUUAAUCAAAAUUUUGUUGAAAAAGAAGAAUAUUAUUUGGAAAGAAUAGCAGAAUUGGAACAACAGUUGGAUUUGCGACAAUCAGUGUUUAGGGAAGAGCCGAAUGAAGAGCAUAUAAACGAAUUGGAGCAACAGGUGCUUCAAUUGCAACAAUUGCAGCCCAAUUGGGAGCGACAGAUCAGCGAAAUCAUCGAUUGGGUCGGCAAUGAGAAGGAGGCGCGCAAUUAUCUGCAACAGAUGGCCGCCACUAUGACUAAAGAGCUCGAAAAACUUCAACUCCAACAACAGCAGUAUGUGUUGGCACAGAGAUAUUCACCACCGGUUCAGCCGUUUCUCACAACACAAAGCAAACAACAGAGUUGGCAGGAAAGGAGGUCCGCGCGCGUCGACAAACAGGAGUUACUUCAACUGCAACUCGAAUUGCAGAACGAGAUCGACGACAAACAGCGCAUACAAUUGGAUUUGCAAAGAAAAAUACAAGAACAGCAAAACAAACGCCAAUCCCUUCCACCCACUGCUGCCCCUAAUAUCCUGUUCUCACAGGAAUCCCGAUCUCCAGUCGACCAACAAAACCAAUUACAGAGUAUUGAAUCCGAUCUCGAGUCCAUGACUGAUACAUCUUCGAUAUCAGACGCACAGAGGUUUACCAGUUGUUCCCAACAAAAGCAUUCAUUUAUUGUCCGCACUUUUGUUGCGCCCCUUAAAUGCAAUCAUUGCACGUCUCUUAUGAUUGGUUUAGUCAGACAGGGAUUGGUUUGCGAAGUCUGUGGAUUUGCGUGUCAUGUGAACUGUAUGGGCACCGGUAGUCCGUGUCCUUGCGAUGACGGUUUGCAGAGACCGGUGGGAAUUGAUCCCAAGAACGGAAUCGGCACCGCUUACGAAGGUUAUGUGAAAAUACCGAAAGCUCGCGGAGGGGUUCGCAAGGGAUGGAUACGAAUGUUUGUUGUGGUUUGCGAUUUCAAGCUCUUCCUCUACGAUCUCAACUCCAAUAACGAGUCUUUGAGUUCGAGUUCCAGUUCUUAUAAUACAUCGGCUUUGAAUCAAGAGGGAAGUGGAAACCCACUCAACACAACACCAUUUGUUUCGGUCAACACACUAAUAGACAUGAGAGAUGAAUACUUCAGUGUGAGUGGAGUGCUUGAAAGUGAUGUGAUUCACGCCUCCCGUAAAGACAUUCCUUGCAUUUUCCGAGUGACCACUUCUAUGUUAGGAGACGACGGCUCUCAACGAUUCACACAACUUAUGUUAGUCGACAGAGAAAGUGAGAAAAACAAGUGGAUCGACGCUUUGCAUGAAUUACACCGAAUUAUUCGCCGAAAUAAACUCUCGAAUCGAAACCCUCUUCGUGUCCAUACAGUCCUAACGACUGUCCAAAUGAGUCCAUUAAGGCAUCACAAUAACAUUAAUUGUUGCCUUAUUAUUGAUGAAACGCGACUAUUGAUUGGUUGCGACGAUUGUCUUAUCUGUAGUGAUGUCGACAUCCCUUCAUAUCAUAGACUGACAAACUCUAAACGUAUUCAACAACUCUCUCACUCGGCGACCGAACAGUUGGUGAUAUCUUUAGCGGGAAAACAGAGACAAAUAAAAUUGAUUCCGAUUCGAGGCUUAGAUAACGAAAAUAUCGAAUGGAUUAAAAUACCGGAGACGAAGAACGCGACCACUUUUGCGUUGGUUUCUACGAAUACAACGAAUUAUAUCUGUGUUGCCAUUAAAAAGACUUUAAUUCUGUUUGAAAUCACGAGAAAGAAGUGUCGCUACUCUUUCUAUCGCGAGAUCCAAAUGCCACUAAAUAUUCAGACAUUAAAUGCUUGCAAAUCGAGUUCAAUAGCUGUGGGAACCGCUUCUAAUUUCGUUGUUUAUAAUCUCAAUCAACGAGAGUCACCGCCUCUUUAUUUAGUUAAUCAAGAAUGCAAUGAAUUGUCGUAUUUAAUUCAGAAUUCAAUCGACGCUCUUAUGUGUCAACCAAUCAAUGAUAAGGAAUGGAUAUUAAUAUUCUCUCAUUAUGGCGUUUAUGUCGACUCUCACGGCCGACGAACGCGUCCUUUUGAGCUCCAAUUCCCGACUCAACCCUUGUAUAUCUCCACUCUCUCGACGGCAUCCCAUUCUUCACUUCUGCUGUCAUUUUCAUCGACACAUAUCGAUGUUUACGACAUGACGUCAACGCAAUGGAUUCAGACAAUCAAUUUGAAAUCUACCCGUCCUUUACAAACACACGGACAACAAUCAUUAUUAUGUCUGACGAGUGCUUAUGACUUACCACUUAUGGUCCAAAUCGUGGCUUCAAAUAGAAAUGAUUGUCUUCUAAAAGUCGGAGGCGACUCCACGAAGUCGUUUACAUUGAGCGCCAAUUCAUCGAAUCAACGCUUUUCCCAAUUGGGGACCAAUAAUAGCGAAGUAACAAAAAAGAACUCUCGCAUCCAAAUCAGUGGUCCAUCAGAUUUCAGUCAUAUCUCCCAUUUGGGUCCCGGAAGCGGACCAUUCACUUCAAACUUAAUUGACUUAAGCCAUUCAAACUCUUCGGCACAAGUGAUGAGACAAUCGCGAGAAGAGCUGCCAACCACUCGACGUAGAGAUUCCACGUCUUCGAGUCAUUCUUCUUCGAGUCCUUUUAAAUAUUAAUUUGGAUUUAAUUUUUUGUUUUUAUUUAAUAUAUUGUUAUUAUUUAUUAUUUAUUUUACUGUUUGUUUGAAUUUAUUUGC